Messenger RNA from Guillardia theta CCMP2712, 1191 nucleotides. RefSeq lists its product as hypothetical. NCBI's taxonomy places the organism in Eukaryota, Cryptophyceae, Pyrenomonadales, Geminigeraceae. Gene Ontology annotation, molecular function: glycylpeptide N-tetradecanoyltransferase activity. Bases 1 to 1077 code for a protein of 358 amino acids. Gene Ontology annotation, biological process: N-terminal peptidyl-glycine N-myristoylation. Gene Ontology annotation, cellular component: cytoplasm. The transcript has 15 exons. The record is from RefSeq and is a predicted model, not a curated record.
AUGCAGGACAUACGGCAAGAGCCCUACAACCUUCCUGCUGGCUUCGUCUGGUGCACCUGUGACGUGUUCGAUGAAACAAUCAUGCGAGACGUGUACACGCUCUUGAACGAGAACUAUGUUGAAGACGAUGACAACAUGUUCCGGUUCGAUUACUCCGUUCCCUUCCUGCGCUGGGCACUCACUCCUCCUCACUACAAGGCUGAGUGGCAUGUUGGUGUCCGCACAGAAAAGUCUGGAAAGCUUGUGGGGUUUAUUACAGGCAUACCCGCCACAAUGAGGGCAUGGGACCAGCCAUUCUCGUCGGUGGAGAUCAACUUUCUUUGUGUACACAAGAAGCUUCGCUCGAAGCGCCUCGCACCCGUCCUGAUCAAGGAGGUGACUCGGAGGGUCAACUGUGCUGGAAUUUUCCAGGCAGUCUACACAGCUGGAGCUGUGCUGCCCACUCCGGUUGCGAGCUCGUCUAGAUACUGGCAUCGAUCUCUUAACCCGAAGAAACUCAUUGAGGUUGGCUUCUCCCGGCUGCAACCUCGGAUGACGAUGGCAAGAACACUGAAGCUUUACAAACUCCCCGAAGAGAUUCAACUCCAAGGUCUCAGACCCAUCCAGAAGCAAGACGUCCCUAGCGUCUGUCGGCUACUCACGGCGCAUCUCAACAAGUUCAAGCUUGCCAGUCUCUUCACUGAGGCGGAGGUGGAGCACUGGUUCUUGACCCAGGAGGGAGUUGUCUACUGUUACGUCAAAGAAGAUCCAGCUACCCGAGAGAUCUCGGACAUGCUGAGCUUCUACGUGCUACCUUCUACCAUCAUCGGAAACAAGCAGUAUCCGACGCUGAAGGCGGCUUAUUCUUUCUACAACGUCGCGACUUCAGUUCCUUUUGUGCAGUUGAUGUCGGAAGCUCUCAUCAUCGCCAAGCAGCUUGACUUUGAUGUGUUCAACGCCUUGAACAUCCUCGACAACGACGAGGAGAUUCUCAAGGAGCUCAAGUUCGGAAUCGGCGAUGGCCGCCUGCAGUAUUAUCUCUAUAACUGGCGCUGCAAGGACAUGCAGCCGUCUGAUGUUGGUCUGGUUCUCUUGUGACCUUGUGCUCUUUGUUCCCCUCCCAUCCCUCGCGCUCCUGUGCCAACCAGCCACUUGCUGCCUCUGAGGGUUCAAAUCUUUACUCGGGAAAGGUAUAAACGAAAACUUACAUCC